GGGACCCGCUAUUGUCGUUCCGCCGUCAGCUGAGUGAGGUCGUCGUCGUCGUCUCCGUCGUGGUACCAUGGUGAAACAAGUGCCGGAACCGCGAUAGUAGUUGCCACACAUCCGCACGAAAACAAAGCAAGUGGUUAACCUGGGGAUCAAUUUGGCUGGUGAAGAAACUACCUUCAAACAGGUGCUGCAGUGUGCAGAAUAAUAGUGAACACGUGUGUGCUAGAUCCCACGCAACAAAAAUCACUGCAGUGCUCCGGAGAUCAUGUGCGAUCGAAAAGUGGUGAAGGUCGUGUGAGCCUAUUUAGAGGUGGGCUCCCUUUUUGCUAUCAGUGUCCAAAAUAUCUGCGGUAUUUCCCCCGAUCCAGACGAUUGUUUUAACUCUGAUCGGCGCAAACAAAAUGACGAGCUACAUCGAAGUGAGCAUACACUCGGAACCGGAAGAUGACGAUCAUCACGAUCUGUCCGAUCUCGAGCUGCAACAGUGUAAUAGCAGUGGCAGCCGCCAACACCUGCUGCAAAGCAUCACAAAUCUUUCCAAACCCGACUGUCUCUUCACAUCGGCAGCACAAUCGUCCAACGAGUCCUAUGGCAAGGCAGAGAAGCGGAAGCUUAUGUGGGCCACACUGUUUACGGUAGCGUUUAUGACAGCAGAAUUCGUGGGAGGAUACCUGUCCGGCAGCUUAGCGAUCAUGACGGACGCGGCCCACCUGCUUUCGGAUUGCAUCAGCUUCGUGAUUGCGAUCAUUUCGAUCUGGAUCUCGAACCGACCGGCCGACGCCCGGAUGUCCUUUGGCUAUCGGCGGGUCGAGGUGCUCGGUGCGCUGCUGUCCAUCUUCGGCAUCUGGGCCCUGACCGCCGUGCUGGUGGUCAUGUCCGCCAAUCGACUGAUCGAGGGAGAUUACGAGAUCGACGCCGAUACGAUGAUCAUUGUGGCGAUCCUGGGCGUCGUAAUGAAUAUUGCGACGGCAUUCAUUCUACACGGGUCCUGCAGUGUGGUGCCACACAGCCACAGCCACGGUCACAGCCAUGGCGGACAUGGUCAUCAUUCGCACAGCCAUUCCCACGGCCACAGUCACAUUUCUCGGCCACGGUCGAAAACUCCUCAGCUCGUCGCACCACGCCUCUCACUGUCAAGGUCCUGCUCGCCGCUACCACGUCGGAUGCUACGCGCCCAAUCCUGCGAUGAGAAAAAGUGCGACAAGCUCGAGCAGCUCAUCAUCCCGAACUAUCCACCGAGCCCGCAGACAGGGAGUCCACUAUCGUCGCGUCAAAACAGCCGGCACAACUCGUUCGCCCUCACCGAUCACAAACAGCGGCCAAGCCUGGACACGAUUCUCACCAACGCACGGCUGAAGCUGCACAAGGAAAGCCUUCGACAUCGGAUGAGCAUCGACGCUGGGUUGAACUCGCCCGAUCUGAUCAGCUCGAGCAAGCUGGCGUACUCGCGGAUCAGCACCGAACCGGAAUCUUCCACCCGGGGGCACAGCGAGGAUGAGGAGCGUGGAGGCGACCGGUUGGAUGCAUCCUCUCCAGAGCAUCAUGCGCAUCAUCGUCAUCAUCAUCAGGAGCAGCAUUGUGCGGAGGACGUGGUGCAGGAUGACAGCAGUAAUCUGAACGUACGUGCGGCCAUCAUUCACGUGAUCGGCGAUUUCAUACAAAGCAUCGGCGUGUUGGUAGCUGCAAUAGUGAUCAAAUUUGCGCCUCACUUGAAAGCGUUCGAUCCGAUCUGUACGUUCGUGUUUUCGCUGAUCGUGCUCGUCACGACGGUACGUAUCUUCCGCGAUUCGAUGCGCAUACUGGUGGAUGCCGUACCGGUGGACGUGUCGCUUGAGCGGCUCUCCGCCGAGCUGGCCUACAUCGAGGGCGUUAAGACGGUGCACGAUCUGCGGGUGUGGAGCGUUUCGACCGGGUGGAACGUGAUGACGGUGCAUCUGAUGAUCGAUCCGUUAGCGAACGCUUCGGAAAUUCUUGCCACGGCGGAUCACAUCGCGCGGCACGAUUUCCGCAUCAAGCACAGCACGGUGCAGAUCGAGAAGAUGCACUUUUAGCGAAGGUGAUCACCAUCUUCGCCUGCCAACACACACACACAAUUGUGAUUUCACAGCCCUGCCGCCGUCCGUGCAAGAAGCGAUCCUCAAUACUUUCUGGUCACUGCACAAAUGCGCUGUGUUAAUAGGUUAUAAAAAAAAAGGUCACAGUCUUUUCCAGUCUGUAAGAACAAGUCAGCAAUUAGGGAUUUAAGAAACAAAAGGCUAAAUAAAAGAUAGUUUUAAACAUUGAGUGAACAAAUAAA
Messenger RNA from Anopheles gambiae (African malaria mosquito), 2293 nucleotides. Its product is annotated as proton-coupled zinc antiporter SLC30A2. The record is from RefSeq and is a predicted model, not a curated record. Gene Ontology annotation, biological process: zinc ion transmembrane transport; response to zinc ion. The transcript has 6 exons. Bases 399 to 2048 code for a protein of 549 amino acids. Gene Ontology annotation, molecular function: zinc ion transmembrane transporter activity. Lineage: Eukaryota; Metazoa; Arthropoda; Insecta; Diptera; Culicidae. Gene Ontology annotation, cellular component: plasma membrane.